AUGUACAUACAAGGAACGAAGUCUCGCGCGACCCUACCUGGAUUCACCCGUUUUCGAGUGGGCGGGCUCCCAUUCCAUCCCUUGAACGUCAUGACAUCAUCGGCUCAACCUUCCCCUCAUCUUCUCCGCAUUCCCCCUCAUCCGCCCCAUGCGACCGUCAUCGGCGCGCUCUUUGCUGGGCGCGCGGCGGGGCGGGCGCUUCUGGGGGCGGCGUGGGUGGCGGGAUGGGUGGGGCUGUGCGCGUGGGUGGUGUGGUUUGCGCACAAGCAGGCGGACGAUCCGCGGCAGGAGGCGAUCGGCGUGUGGUGCCGCACGCGCGUGCGCUACCUCCACCAGGACAUCCGCUCCGCCAUUGCGCGCGCCGAGGUACUGCGCUCUCGGAGGUGCGCGCGCCGAGGUACUGCGCGCGCAGUGCUUCCGCCGUACCUUAAAAUUCGCGACGGUGCUUCCGCCCAUCCCCAUUCGUACGCGCGCAGGUGUUUCCGCCCUACCCUUUCUUCCGCCCCACCCUUCCCUUCCGCCCUACCCUUACCUUCCGCCCUACCCCUCGUCCCCUUCGUCCCCGCUGCACUGAACCCUCUUCCCGCUGCAGAGGCGGACGGGGAAAUAACAAGGGAGCCAUGUAAACUGCCUGCCCUGCCCUGCCCCGCCCUGCCCUGCCCCGCCCCGCCCUGCCCUGCCCUGCCCUGCCCCGCCCUGCCCCGCCCUGCCCCGCCCUGCCCCGCCCUGCCCUGCCCUGCCCUGCCCCGCCCUGCCCCGCCCUGCCCCGCCCUGCCCUGCCCUGCCCUGCCUCGCCCUGCCCUGCCCCGCCCCGCCCUGCCCUGCCCCGCCCUGCCAGGAGUCGACUGGGCUGAUGCGGGUGCUGGGGUCGUUUGGGCCGCGCAGCAGCAGCAACCUGAGCUACUGGGGGCUGGCGGGGAGUCGACUGGGCUGAUGCGGGUGCUGGGGUCGUUUGGCCCUCGCAGGAGCAGCAACCUGAGCUACUGGGGGCUGGCGGGGUGCGUGAACAACGUGAAUCUAUUGGAGUACACGAUGUGGGCCGACCGCAUCGCCAACUACAGCAGCGGCAGCGCCUUUCUGCUGCUCUACGGUGACCAGGACAGAGCUACAGUGGAGAAAAUCACAGGUUAUCAGGUGCGCUCUGUACUGGGGCUGCCAGCGCCACACAAGGACCUGUACGACGUGAACAUCGUCGGCAACACGGAAGAGAACAUUCCGCCGCUGACAGACAUCUCUCCCCUCAUUCCGCCUGACACUCUCGCUGGCCUGCUCGCUGGCAAGCCCAGUGCUGGGCCCCCGCUGUUCGUCGCUCCUGGUCACGUGUCUAGUGUUUUCGUCAUUACCAUUCUGCGCCAGCCCGUGCCAGCCAGUGCAUCAGCGCAGGAGACAAGGGAGAGCAUCAGCACGCUGUGGGGCGCUGUGGUGCAGCUGGAGUGGCGGGCGCGGAACAUACUCGAGAUGCUACAGGAUGAUGGAGAAGCCACUCCCACCUACUCCUUUGCGCUCUACGACAGCACACAACCGGGCGAGCUGGUGCAGAUCUACGGUCCAGAUGCGCCGAUCUUGGAGAAAGGCGCCUUCUUCCCGUUCGUGCUGCCCUCGCCGGCCCUGCCUCGCAGCGACCACGUCGAGCCGUUCCCGGAGGGGCUCUUUGGGAGGACCUAUGAGGCGCACUGCAGUUUCGAGGGCGCAUACCCCAAGUGGGACCUGGUCUAUGCACCCAUGCUGCUGGGGCUGCUGGUGCUGCUGGUGGCGCUGCUGCUGUCAACCAUGAUUGCCAUGCUGGCGUUGAAGCGAAGGCAAAUGGCGGAGGGCGUGAGGGAGAUGGAGGUUUGCACGGCAGCGCUUGAGAAGGCAGAGCGCUCCAAGAGCGAGACCGUGGCGAACCUGUCUCACGAGCUGCGCACGCCAAUCAUCGGCAUGAUAGGGAUGAUAGAGAUGCUGCUGGAGUCGCCACUGGAGGAGUGGCAAGCGGCGGAUCUGAGGGAUGCGGGGGAGUGUGCGCGGGAGACGGUGGACCUCAUCAACCGCGUGCUCGACCUCGCCAAGCUGCAGGCCGGCCGCUUGCAGCUCGAGGCUCUCCCGCUCUGCCUGCCCCGCGUGGCUCAGCAUGCUGUCUCCCUCGCUGCUCAAGACCCUUGCGCCAGGGGGUUGCAAGCGAGCAACACUCUAGCGGGCGACAUCACCUUCCAUGUGUGGUGUGCCGCCCCUCCUCUCCAGCAAGGCCCUCAUGCAACCUCUUCUCGUCCCACCACCCCUUGCCUCACCACCUCUCGACCCACCACCCCUCCUCCAACCACCUCUCGACCCACCACCCCUCCUCCAACCACCUCUCGACCCACCACCCCUCCUCCAACCACCUCUCGUCCCACCACCCCUCCUCCAACCACCUCUCGUCCCACCACCCCUCCUCCAACCACCUCUCGUCCCACCACCCCUCCUCCAACCACCUCUCGUCCCACCACCCCUCAAUUGUCCUCCCCUCGUCCUGCCACCCCUCAUUCCCAAUGCUGCAGCACACCGCUUUCAUCCCUUCCUCCUAAACCCACCUCGUGCCAACCUCCCCCCGCCCUCAAAUCAUCUCAAGCCCCUCAAAACUCUCGCACCCAUCUCACCCCACCAACCUCACCAGCACCUCAAUCCCCUCACACCCCUCAAUCCCCUAAGACCCCUCCAUUAUUUCCAGCCCCUGCCGCCCCUCAAUCCCCUCGCUCCCUUCUAGCCUAUCGCACCCCCCCAUUGUCUCCAGCCUCUGCGCCCCUGCUCGCCCCCACAGCCUGGCAACAGCUGGUAGCGUGUGUGCAACGCUUUCCCCCAGACACCCGCCUGGUGUGCACCCCUCAGCACCUCACUGCACCCCUGGAAAGUCGCUCCACACGAGCGGAGAGUCAGGGUGAAAGGCUGCUGGCAGGGCUGGGAGGGGCGGGAGGGAUGGGAAGGCUGGGAGGGCUGGGAAGGUUGGACCUGCUGGGAGGGUUGGGAGGAGGGAGAAGUGGGGGGGCAACAUGUGUGGGUGAGCGGCAAAAUGCAGGUGUGGAGAAUGGUAGAGAUGGGCCGGUGGAGAGUGGUAGGGAAGGGCGGCUAGAGAGGGAGGUGGUGGCGUGGGUGGAGGGGGCGUGCAGGGCAAGAGGGGAGGGCGAGUGGAUGGUGGUGAUGGCUUGUGAGGAUACGGGCGGUGGUAUACCACCCGAGGAGAUGCGGUGGGUGCUGGAUCCGUAUGGUGGCGACCCUCACCACUCCACGUGCUCCUCUGCUGCUGCUGCUGAUAAUGGCGUUGAGGGUGGGGGUGGUGGGCGUGGGGACAGCAAGAAGCAACGAAGAGUUGCGGUGAGUGAAGCGGGAGAUGAGUGCGUGCGAGUGUGCUUGUGUGCAUGUGACUGCAUUGGAGGGUUCCUCGCCUUCUCCCCUUACCUUCAUUUCCAUCUCCCUCCCUGCCUCGCCCAUAUUCCUUCUUCACCCUCCUCAUGCCUUAUCUCUGUCUCUCUCGCACUCUCUGCAUGCUUGUUCUGCUAUGCCCACAGCAGCCAAGGAGGGGCAGCAGAGCCACCCCUCUCACUCACGACGAGAGGGCUGCUGCUCGCCCUGCCUGGACGCCCUACCCUGUCCGCUUCCUCCUCUCCACCUCCCUCGUGA
This is a messenger RNA of Closterium sp. Naga37s-1, 3633 nucleotides long. NCBI's taxonomy places the organism in Eukaryota, Viridiplantae, Streptophyta, Zygnematophyceae, Desmidiales, Closteriaceae. The record is from the annotation of a GenBank genome assembly.